CAGAAAAAAGAAAACACAAAAAUAUGCAUUUCUGACAUGGAAAUGACGAAUUGCUGGCAAGCACCACAAUGUGCUCCACACCAGGCGACUGUGCAGCUUUAAGUGAGUGAGGAAAGAGCGCGCUUUUCUGCAAACCACACACAUUUUUUUGGUGCAGCUUGUGCCAUGACACUGGUGCGCUGCGUCCCGUGAACGAGCUGCUGUGCUUUUUUCUUUUCUUUUCUACCUCUCUCUCUCUCUCUCUCUCUCUCCCCCCUUCUCUCUCUCGCUCGCUUUCUCUUUCCUUCGCUGUCUGGACCCUGCCAUGUCCUAUCCACAGUUUGGAUACCCAUACUCGUCUGCGCCACAGUUCCUCAUGACCACCAGCUCUCUGACCUCUUGCUGCGAGUCAAGCUCCAGGUCCGUGCCGGACUCAAGCAUGGCCACCUCGGCACAGCCUCCAGUUUACUGCCCUGUCUAUGAGAGCAGGCUGCUGGCCACUGCCCGGCACGAGCUGGUCUAUGGCAGUCCAUACACCAGCGGACAGGGCUACGGCAAUUAUGUUGCAUACGGCACAGACGCCUCAGCUUUUUAUUCACUGGGUGCAUUUGACACAAAGGAUGGGACGGCCUCUGCGCAUGCAGGGAUCACUCAGGCUGCUGCCUACUACCCCUAUGACCCCACCCUGGGGCAGUACCAGUACGACAGAUAUGGCUCUAUGGAUGGAGGGACCAGGAGGAAAAAUGCCACCCGUGAGACCACCAGCACGUUGAAGGCCUGGCUGCAGGAGCACAGGAAGAACCCCUACCCCACCAAGGGCGAGAAGAUCAUGCUGGCCAUCAUCACCAAGAUGACCCUCACCCAAGUCUCCACGUGGUUUGCCAAUGCCAGGAGGAGACUCAAGAAGGAGAACAAGAUGACCUGGCCACCAAGGAACAAGUGCUCAGAUGAGAAGAGAUACGGGGAAGACGAGGAAGGCUCACAAGAGGAUCAAAUAAAAAGCGAAACGAACGAUGACGAGAGCAGAAGUCGAGAGGAUAAGGACCUUCAGCUUAGCGACCUGGACGACUUUGACGCCAUUGAGUCAGAAAGCUCUGAGUGUGAGCUGAAGCAUCAAUUCCACAUGAACGCGCACCCGCCCAGUACCGAGCACCUCAAGGACACUUCCCUGAAGCUGUCCAUUGGACCCUCACUGGAGGGGGACCGCGACCUGGCCAAGAGCUGCUUAAAAACUGCAGCUGCCGAAGACCUGGAGCGCGACCCAGGUGACAUGCGGCAGACCAAGACCUGCUUCCAGCAAGGUCACCAAGUGCUGGACAACAAACCACGCAUUUGGUCACUGGCCCAGACCGCCACCUCAUUGAACCAGACAGAAUAUCCAUCCUGUAUGCUCAGAUGCCAGCCGGCCAUGCCCUCCUCCCCUGAGGCGUCAUCACCUACUAGUGGCCUGGACAGACAGCAGGACUCCCCAGUCACAACCCUUAGAAACUGGGUGGAUGGGGUUUUUCAUGACCCCCUGUUUAGACACAGCACUUUGAACCAAUCGCACACUAACACAUCAGUUUCUUGGACCAUGACCAAAGGCUCCAUCCUGGAGAUGGGCGCACCGGAGCGCACGGCAGGAAGCAACGGGAUAAAAGGACACACCAUUGCUUUGCAGCAUCAAGAGCCCAAUAAGGAUAACAUGGCUUUCCCCAAAGCGAUGAACAAAAUGUUUUGCUCCUAACCCACCUGAUCAACAUCAGCACAAAGAAAGAUGCAUUUGGAAUAUGCUGUUGUGACAGUUGAUGAGAAAAAAAAUGCUGAUCUGUGUUUGGAUGGGUCCAAAAAGCUAUUGGACAUUUUUUUUAAACAUACACACACACAUAUAUAUAUAUGGAUAUAUAUAUUUGCUUGAUCAUGGGGAAUUGUAUGUAAUGACUGUUCUAUUGACAUUUUAUUUCUGAUGGGAUCAGUUUAUUAAUAUAUGUAUAUUUAUAUAUUUUCUUCUUCUUCUGUUAAACAGCGCACGUUAUGUAAAUGUACAACUGGAAGCUUACUUUUUGAAAAAGAGGUUUACAAUUUUGUUGUAUUUAUUUAUUUUCUUUUUUCUUUAGCAUGCAUAUGUUGGUAAUCAUUAUGGGACUUUUUCUUUAAAACUCGGUCAUGAAUUGGACGACCUGCGUAUCACUGUAGAAAAAAAAUAAGAAAAGAAACUAAAUCUCACACAAGAAGCCUACACACAAUUUUCCUUCAGACCUGGGGGCUGUUUUAAAUUUGUUCACCAUAAUAAAGGGUCGGUUUUGGCUGA
Molecule: messenger RNA, 2269 nt
Organism: Pygocentrus nattereri (red-bellied piranha)
Lineage: Eukaryota; Metazoa; Chordata; Actinopteri; Characiformes; Serrasalmidae
Gene: irx4a
Product: iroquois homeobox 4a
Exons: 5
Coding region: 305-1705 (466 amino acids)
Biological process (GO): regulation of transcription by RNA polymerase II; cell development; neuron differentiation
Cellular component (GO): nucleus
Molecular function (GO): RNA polymerase II cis-regulatory region sequence-specific DNA binding; DNA-binding transcription factor activity, RNA polymerase II-specific
Source: RefSeq, a predicted model, not a curated record